AUGGCUCCCCGAUCUUUAAACGCGUUGAUUGUUACAGCGUUGGCUGUGGCUGGUGUUUAUGCCGGGCCCUGCAAGCCAUCGCUGGCAUCGUCAUCUAUCAUCUCGUUCUCAAGUGCAUUCACGACGAUAGAAGGACUAUCAUCAACUGAGACACAGACUACAGCGGGUGUUUCGUCCAGCACUGAGACACUCUCUACUGCCGACGCCGAUACCACCGAGGCUCUAUCGACUACUACAGCCCUAUCGAUCACAGAGGAGCUGUCGACCACUGUCUUUGAGUCGACAACAUCGGCUGAAACUACCACAGCAGCGGCAACGACGACAACGGAGGCUGGAUGUACAGUCGCUUGCACCCAUGUCAUCGGAAAGAGCGGCGCUUGUACGAUUCCAUUCCAAGUCGCAACAUGGCAGAUCGACGAGUCUUGGCAUAUCGGUUCACCCACAGUAACUAACCAGGCGGCUUGCGCCGAUGCCUGUGCCAGUGACUGUCGUUGCAAGUCCUUCGCCUCGUAUGGCACAAGCUGCGACCUGUACUCGGGCACCCAGGCCCAGGUGAAUCCACCUUCCUUCUACCUCGGCUCUUACUUCUUCGAUCUGGCGGGCUGUUAUGAAUGCGAUGAUUAA
Messenger RNA from Fusarium fujikuroi IMI 58289, 624 nucleotides. RefSeq lists its product as uncharacterized. The record is from RefSeq and is a predicted model, not a curated record. The coding region runs from base 1 to 624 and encodes 207 amino acids. NCBI's taxonomy places the organism in Eukaryota, Fungi, Ascomycota, Sordariomycetes, Hypocreales, Nectriaceae. The transcript has a single exon.